This is a messenger RNA of Porites evermanni, 339 nucleotides long. The record is from the annotation of a GenBank genome assembly. Lineage: Eukaryota; Metazoa; Cnidaria; Anthozoa; Scleractinia; Poritidae.
AUGCUGUUUGCAGACGACGCUGCUUUAACCGCACUCACUGAGGAUACUUUACAGCGACUCAUUAUCACCUUUGCACGCGCUUGUAGCGAGUUUGGUCUCACCAUCAGUCACAAAAAGACCAACAUCCUUGGCCAAGACGUCAGCAGCAUCCUAAGCAUCUCCAUCGGUGACUACACUCUCGAGGUGGUGGAGGACUUCACUUACCUAGGCUCCACCAUUUCCAACAACCUCUCCCCAAACACUGAACUGAACAAAGGAAUUGCAAAGCAGAGAAGCACCAUCAGCACCAAGAUGAAGGUGCACUGCGGCCUGCGUGCCCAGCACCCUGCUGCAUGGUAG